AUGGCGAGGCAGGAGCUGGAGGAUCUCUACCUGGGCGUGCCGGACGACUCCGUCGAUCUCACCUUCAGGGACUUCGCCUUCAAGCCUCCCGCCGCCACGUCGUCGUCCGGUAAACCUUUACCAGCGGCGGCCGCCACCACCACCAGCAAAUUGCCAAAUAAUGCUGCGGCGGCGAUAGCAGAUCAUGUAAGUGUCGUGGACGACGACGCGGAUGGCGAGCGCAACAAGAAGCAGACCACGGCGGGCGGCGCCUUGGCCAGGUCGUCCACCAACAUCUUCACCUACAGACCCUUGGAGGAUCAAGGAGAUAUCGCCGGUGGUGGUGGUGGUGAUGGUGGUGGUCUUGCUGGCGCUGGCGGCGGUGGAGGCCUGCUGCAGCUGCCGCCAAUUCCUGCUUCUCCUCUAACAGUACACCUCGCCCACAGCGACGACGACGACGAUGACUAUGCCGAUCAUCAUCAGUACCACUUCCCAGAAGCAACGACAGCAGCUGCAGGCACGACUACUAGUAGCAGAUCAGCUGCUGCUGCUGCUGCCGGAGACCACCAAGCCGCUGGCGGCCGCCGUCCUCGGAGAUCACACGUGGCUGACGAUGCCAUGGGAGGCCGUGAGCGGCGUGCGGCUCGUAGCAACAACAACUACAGGCGGCCGGGCAUACCCCACUCCAACAUCUGCGCACUCUGCAACAACUACGUCUACAUCUUCCGCCAUCGUUGCUUGGUGUGCGGGCGCGUGUACUGCCGGCGGUGCGUGGGCGCCGGCAUGGGCGACAUGAUGGAGGGCCGCAAGUGCAUCGACUGCCUGGGCCGCCGGUACAGCCACAGGUACAUCCACCGUGCCGGCGACACCGGCGCCUGCGGAUUCUGCUUCUGGGGCAACUCCAAGGCCGUCACCGCGCAGGAGCUCAUCUGGGCCGAGAAGGGGCCCGCACCGCGCAGGCGCCCGCGGCCAUACGGACCCUCCUCCAUCUCCGCCUCCUAUGGCGGCGACGGUGGCUACUACAGCAGCACCAACACCAUCGCCUCCGCGUCCAUGAGCAUGACUAUGAACAGCGACAGCAGCAUAACCAUGAUGAAGAUGAACGGCGGCCAAGGCAGGAGCAUCAGCGGCAUGCCGGCUUCGGCGUCCUCCUCCUUUGUCGCGGCUUUUCCCAAUAACCCUCACGCACUUCCCCUCUGA
Messenger RNA from Miscanthus lutarioriparius, 1179 nucleotides. NCBI's taxonomy places the organism in Eukaryota, Viridiplantae, Streptophyta, Magnoliopsida, Poales, Poaceae. The record is from the annotation of a GenBank genome assembly.